This is a messenger RNA of Monomorium pharaonis (pharaoh ant), 1127 nucleotides long. Its product is annotated as replication stress response regulator SDE2. The transcript is spliced from 2 exons. NCBI's taxonomy places the organism in Eukaryota, Metazoa, Arthropoda, Insecta, Hymenoptera, Formicidae. The record is from RefSeq and is a predicted model, not a curated record. Gene Ontology annotation, cellular component: nucleus. The coding region runs from base 115 to 930 and encodes 271 amino acids.
GCGAUAAAUGCUAGCUGUUCCACCUUAUAUAUCUAUAGUUUUUUAACAGUUUCUAGUACUCUCUUCUCCGUUUUAUCUAUUCUCGUUAUAAGAAUAUACUUUAAAUAAAUAAAAAUGUUGAACAUAGAAAUUGUAGGAGCAUUCAUAAGAUGCAACUUCGAUAUACCAGUCUCUGUCCGAAAAUUAAAAGAAAGAAUCGAAGAAGUAACGGGGCUUUUAUGUGACCAGUAUUACGUUCUGCAUAAUGGUCGACUUAUACAGGAAAAUGACAUCUACUUGAAUAGCCAUGCAACUGUGGUUCCAAGACUGUUGGGUGGUAAAGGUGGAUUCGGAUCUAUGUUACGUGCAAUAGGCGCACAGAUUGAGAAGACCACAAAUCGCGAAGCCUGCAGAGAUCUCAGCGGUCGUAGAUUACGUGACAUAAAUGAGGAAAAGAGGUUGAAAGCCUGGAUUGAAAAGCGGAUCAAGAGAGACAAGGAGGCGGUGGAACGUAAACAGAAGAAACUGGAAAAAUUAUGCGCUCAACCGAAACACGAGUUUAAAGAUCAGCGUUACGAUCAGGAACGUGCAGAGUUGACUGAGAGAGUUGGAGACGCUGUGGAAGAAGGAUUUAAGGUCGCUGGUACAUCAGGUAUCAAGAGAAAACAAGAGGAGAACAAUAAACCCAAUAAACGCAACACCAUGUUGGAUAUGGGAAUUGAUUCUGACGAAUUUGAAGAUUCUGAUGACAGUGAUGAAGAUGAGGUGUUGUUAGUUAUAGAAAAGGCCAGAAUGAAAGCGCAAGCAUUGAUUGAAAGUGAACAUUCUAGUGACGAUAGCAAAAAUGUCAAUGAGCACAUCAAGAAAAUAAAAAGCGAAUCGUUAAUUGAUAAUCAGAUGAACAUUAAAUUAAGUGAUGACUCAGUAAAUACAAAAUGUAUUAAAUUGUAAAUGUAUAAAAAGUAUCAUAAAAGAUUAUCAUGUUUAUAUCGCCUUUAAAGUUAGAUUAAUUGCUUUAUAUUAGGAUUGAUUUACUGUUUUAUCUUUAUUGUCAAAUAACAUGUUAUUGCUUUAAUUUCAAACAUGUUAUGUCAUUUAUUAAUGAAUAAUUACAAGAGAAUAAAAAAUUUAAUAACAAAUUGCUUAAA